Messenger RNA from Daucus carota subsp. sativus, 1158 nucleotides. RefSeq names its product trihelix transcription factor GT-3b. NCBI's taxonomy places the organism in Eukaryota, Viridiplantae, Streptophyta, Magnoliopsida, Apiales, Apiaceae. The record is from RefSeq and is a predicted model, not a curated record. The transcript has 2 exons. Bases 213 to 1058 code for a protein of 281 amino acids.
ACACGAACAAAUAGCAAACAUACUCUUUCAAACUCACAUAUCAAUCUCGUUCUUUUAUUCUUCGUUCCCAUUUAUCCACACCAUCUUCAUAUUAAUAACCCACUUUUUUCUUCUCUAGACCCAUCUUUUUCUUUCUUUCUCAUCGGAUCAAAUUACUCUUCUUUAUCGCAAAGUCAUAUAUUUAUUUUUUAAAAUAUUCGAGAUUUCUCGAUAUGGACGCAGGCCACCAUCACCAUCUUCUUCACCACCAGCUUCAACAGCAGCAAGUGAGUGUUAAUAUUGAUACGGGUGGAGAUAGGUUUCCGCAAUGGAGUAUGCAGGAAACGAGAGAUUUUUUGAUGAUUCGGGCCGAGCUGGACCCCACUUUCAUGGAGACCAAGAGGAACAAGCUCUUGUGGGAACUGAUUGCUACGAAAAUGAAGGAGAAAGGGUAUAAUCGUAGCGCUGAGCAGUGUAAAUGCAAAUGGAAAAAUCUCGUUACCCGAUACAAGGGGUGUGAAACUAUUGAGCCGGAAGGCAUGAAGCAGCAGUUUCCGUAUUACAAUGAAUUGCAAGCGAUUUUCGCGGCAAGGAUGCAAAGAAUGCUGUGGAAUGAGGCGGAAGGGAGCGGUGCAGGAGGUUCGAAGAAGAAAGCUACUCAGCUAUCAUCGGACGAUGAGGAUGAGAAUGAGGAGAGCGAUGGAGAGCAAAGAGGAACUACGAGUGGGAAGAAAAAGAGGAAGGUAAAGCAGAAUCCGGGGAGUAGUAAUGCUAUUGGUGGGAAUGUGAAUGCUAAUGUUGGCGGUUUGAAGGAGAUGUUGGAGGAUUUUAUGAGGCAGCAAGGUGAGAUGGAAAUGCGGUGGCUGAAAACGUACGAGGCGCGGGAAGAGGAGAGGAGAAUGAGGGAGAUGGAGUGGAGGCAAAGAAUGGAGGAGUUGGAGAAGGAGAGGAUUAUGAUGGAGAGGAGGUGGAGGGAAAGGGAGGAGCAAAGAAGUGCAAGGGAAGAAGCUAGAGCUGAGAAAAGGGAUGCUUUGAUCAAUGCACUUCUAAUUAAGCUUAGAAGGGAAGAUAAAUCUUAAUCUGCAGAAGCAUUAGUAAUUAGGCUUGUGCUAUGUAGGACUAUUUAUGUUUUCAUCUAGUUCUUGUUUCGGACGAGGAAUUAAGAUCGAGGUUUGUCUU